AACCUAAGACCUUUCCGGAGACAACACAAAGGAAAAUUCCUAAUCAGAGAGAUUAAAUUAGAGUGUGUUUUACGAUCGAAAAAUGGCAUCGGCUUUCUCCAAAUGGCUCGUCGAUCCCAAAAAGAACCCUCUGGCCGCCAUCCACAAGAAAACCCUCUCCUCUCGCCUCCGUAAUUUCGGGCUUCGAUAUGAUGAUUUGUAUGAUCCAAUGUAUGAUUUGGACGUAAAGGAAGCUCUUAAUCGCAUUCCGAGGGAGAUUGUUGAUGCAAGAAACCAGCGUCUUUUGCGUGCCAUGGACCUUUCCAUGAAGCACCAGUACCUCCCAGAGGAUCUCCAGGCAAUGCAAACACCAUUUAGGAGCUAUCUUCAGGAGAUGCUGGCUCUGGUUAAAAGGGAGAAUGCAGAACGUGAGGCUUUGGGAGCUUUGCCUCUUUAUCAGCGUACACUUCCUUGAAGAACUCAUCUCCCUUCAAUCUUUUUCCAUUGAGAAUAACUGCUGUACUGGUUGUAGAUCUCCCUGGUGGAGAUAGAAAUAACAUGAUGCUUGUUUGCUUCUAUGAUCCAACACUUCAAGUUAGUCAUCCUAUGGGCUUGGUCAUUGUAAACCUAUAUUUUUUUGUAUGGGCCGUACAUCUUCACCAGAGCUCCAAUAUUGCUCUGGUUGGAAUGGUUUGACAGGUUUUGUUGGUGUUUCCGAGUGUUAUACUUCCUGGAACAUAAUUUUUCUUUACCUUUCAUUUUGUUGUGGAUUUUCCAUUAAAUGUUGCAAUAUACAUUGGUUGUAAGAGUAGUUGCUUCCCUUCA
Molecule: messenger RNA, 804 nt
Organism: Lycium barbarum (goji berry)
Lineage: Eukaryota; Viridiplantae; Streptophyta; Magnoliopsida; Solanales; Solanaceae
Product: cytochrome b-c1 complex subunit 7
Exons: 4
Coding region: 83-454 (123 amino acids)
Biological process (GO): mitochondrial electron transport, ubiquinol to cytochrome c
Source: RefSeq, a predicted model, not a curated record